UGAAUCAAGAUGAAUCUGCUCGUGAGAUUCGCCGGGUUCCUUGCAAUACUGCUCGACAAAAUAAUCACUCCGAUCUUGGGAUUAUUAGAUUGGCUUCCGAAACCUAAGAUUCCCGCAAUCACGGAUGAAGUGUUGUUGUACAGCGCUUGCAGACUUUCGCGGAUGAUCAGAAAUAGAGAGCUGAGCUGCGAAUACGUCGUAACAGCAUACAUAAACAGGAUCAAAGAAGUAAAUCCGAUAAUAAAUGCGGUAUCUGAUGAAAGAUUUAUCGAGGCUUUGGAUGAAUCAAAGUCCAUCGAUUUAUUUUUGAAAAAUACUAAAAUUUCCCUUGAUAAAUUGGAAAAUCUGAAACCGUUCCUUGGGGUUCCCAUCACGUUCAAGGAGAGCUGCGGGGUCAAAGGUCUUUCUAUGAGCGCUGGAUCUUGCCCACGUAAAGAUAUUAAAGCUAGUGAAGAUUCCGAGGCUGUGAGGCGAUUGAAAUUAGCUGGAUUUAUACCACUUUUAGUCACGACUGUGCCUGAAUAUUGCGUCUCUUUGGAAACGAUUAACCUUUUAACUGGAUGCACCAGAAACCCGUACAACAUUAGAAGAACUAGUGGAGGAUCUUCAGGCGGAGAGGGUGCACUGAUUGGAUCAGGAUCUUCGGUGGUUGGUUUAGGCACAGAUUUGGCUGGAUCGAUUCGGAUUCCUUGCUUGUUCAAUGGAAUCUACGGCCAUAAAACUACCUCAAAUGCUGUACCUUACACAGGUUUCUAUCCGGAUAGUUCAGAUAAUAGAACUUACGAAUACUACUCCAUUGGUCCAAUGACCAGAUACGUGGAAGAUCUCAAACCUUUAUUGAAAAUCAUCUCCGGACCAGAAGGAUCCAAUUUGAAGUUAGAUCAAAAGGUGGAUUUGACGGAACUCAAAGUGUUAUAUUCCAACAGUGAAUAUAACCUCUUCGGAAUUCCAAAAGUGCAAAAGGAAAUUCGUGAUGGAAUCAAUGAAGCCAGAAAUUUUCUGAUCUCGAAUUACCAGAUGGAAACCGAAGAAAUUAAGAUACAAGAUUUAAAAAAAGGUUUUGAAAUAAGCGCUAUGAUGUUCAUGAGUUUGAAAGGAAUGCCCAAAUUCUUGCAGGAUCCGCAAAACCCUAAAGAAGAAGCCAAUCUUUUCGUGGAGAUUUUAAAAAAUAUUUUAGGUAGAAGUCGUUUUUCACUUUACUUGCUUAUGACCAUAGUGUUCUAUAGAUACAACGGUUUUAUGCCCAGGAAACAUCUGCCCUUUUACCAAGAGAAAUUGGAAACCUUAAAGAAAGCUUUCUUGGAGUCGUUAGGUGAUAACGGAAUUUUCGUGUAUCCAACGUUUCCAAGUUCCGCGUUUCGACAUUACCAGGUCUUCACGAGGAUGUACGGCGUUUGCUAUUCCAUGAUCUUCAACGUUAUGGGUUGUCCCAGCACUCAAAUUCCAAUUGGAUUCGACAAACAUGGAAUGCCCAUUGGCUUACAGAUCGUAGCAGGACCGAAUCAGGAUAGGCUGUGUCUUGCAGUUGCCGAAGAAUUAUCCAAACAUUUCGGUGGUUGGGUUCCACCGACUACAGUAGAAAUUUAAAAGAUAUUUAAUUAAUUUAUUUAUCUCACUUUAUAUUUG
Messenger RNA from Nicrophorus vespilloides, 1626 nucleotides. Its product is annotated as fatty-acid amide hydrolase 2-A-like. The coding region runs from base 10 to 1587 and encodes 525 amino acids. The transcript has 9 exons. The record is from RefSeq and is a predicted model, not a curated record. Lineage: Eukaryota; Metazoa; Arthropoda; Insecta; Coleoptera; Silphidae.